UGUGACUGAGCAUAAACCGGAUUAAACAGAUCUAGGAGGAUUGUUUAAAAAAUUUCUAAUAUACAAGAAAGUGUUCUUGAGAGAUUUGUGUACAGUUUUAAUUGUAGUGUCUCUGAACUUUCAACAUUUUUGUUCAUGUAAAUAACAGUACCGGAUAUUUAAUUAACUACGGUUUCCUAUUUAGAGAGAGAAGUUUGCUCAAGCCAGUUCAAUACAUAUAUGUUGUUACGUUAAUGACAUUCAGCAUUGGCCAUUUCUUUGUAGGCACAUGCGAAGCUUGUUAGCAUUUCUUACGGUAAUGGUGGUGGUUGCAGUUUUGGUCCUCAUAGCCAUUGUGGUAUACCCAAGACAGAACAUGGAAGAUGGUCACCAGUCACUUUUUUUUUUGGUAAGAAGAUGGUCACCAGUCACUUGGCAUUGAAAAGUAAAACUUAUAUGUCGAAUAGACAAUUUUUCGUUUAAGUGGUUUGUUUAUAUAUAUUUGUAUACACUAAUAAGAAUCAAUAUAAAAGAAUAUAUUCUUGUCCUCCUUCCUCUACAUGAUAUUUUAUGCAACGGUUACGUGUAAUAAGUUUUUAUUUAACGUUACACUGUCCUUUUACAAAUAUAGAAAUGGUCUCCUCCUCACCAUUAAGACACCUCUUAUCUUAUCUCUCUCUCUGUAGAUCAGGUCAAAUGUCACGUGACCCUUCUCUUACCCUUUGUCUUCUUACCACAUCUUUAAAAUAGGAUACAAGACCCAAUCAAAUAUCGAAAGAAAGAUCCCAUAAAUGUAUUUGACUACUUUCCUCUUUUGGCAAAACACAUAUACUCCCGUUAUAGAAACCUCAUUCACUCACCAUCAAAAGAAGAAAAAUAAGAUCAAGAUCCGGUUAUUCUGAAUCGUUAUUUCUUGAAUGUUUUCGUUUAGAUCGUUCUCAGAGAAAUGCGACGACGGAAGAAGACGCUUGUAGUGGUGGUGAUACGCAGACUAUUAACAUGUGCCAUAUGUAUAAUAGCAUUACUUGGCUUUCUCACCGUACACAUCUACGUAGCUCCUCUCAACAGACUCCCUAGGCUACAUCUUAGCAAAUACACCACUCGUCAGCGAGGACACAUCAGUUACGAAAACUCCAUUACAGAACCGAGCUCGACUAGGAACCUAUCUCGUCGGGAAACGAUUGAAGAGAAUGAGAUUCAGAAUCAGAGAUUAACAUCUGAACACAUCAACAAUACACAUGAGCUAUCUCAACCUCAUUUCUUGACAAGCCCUUCCUUCGCCAAGUUGAACACUACAAGCGGGACACAAGAUUAUGACAAGCUUUGGAAACAUCCACCUAACCGCAACUUCGUCCCUUGUGUGAAUCCCAAUCCUAAUUACAUAUCUCCACUGGAGUCUAGAGGUUAUCUUCUUGUUCACACGAAUGGCGGUCUUAACCAGAUGCGUGCUGGGAUAUGUGACAUGGUAGCUAUAGCUCGUAUUAUAAAUGCCACACUUGUAGUCCCGGAGCUCGAUAAACGAUCUUUCUGGCAGGAUACUAGUAAAUUCUCGGAUGUAUUUGAUGAAGACCAUUUCAUUAAUGCUUUAUCUAAAGAUAUAAGAGUCAUCAAGAAGCUACCAAAAGGUAUUGAUGGACUUACAAAAGUGGUUAAGCAUUUCAAAAGCUACUCAGGAUUGAGAUAUUACCAAAAUGAGAUAGCUACCAUGUGGGAUGAAUACAAGGUGAUCAGAGCUGCCAAAUCCGAUUCUCGUCUAGUAAACAACGGCCUACCUCCAGAUAUUCAAAAGCUACGUUGCCGUGCUUGUUAUGAGGCUCUACGCUUCUCUACUAAAAUCAGAUCAAUGGGACAAAUUUUAGUCGAUAGGAUGAGAUCUUAUGGUCUAUACAUAGCGUUACAUUUGAGAUACGAGAAAGACAUGCUGGCUUUUAGCGGCUGCAACCACGGUUUAUCUGCUUCUGAAGCUGCUGAGCUAAGGAAGAUAAGGAAGAACACAGCGUAUUGGAAAGUUAAAGACAUUGAUGGAAAAGUACAAAGACUCAAAGGGAAUUGCCCAUUGACUCCAAAAGAAGUUGGAGUUUUACUAAAAGCUUUAGGAUAUGCACCAAACACUCCUAUAUAUAUAGCUGCUGGUGAGAUUUACGGUGGUGAGUCUCGGUUAGCCAGUCUUGGCUCUCGUUUCUCCAUGUUAAUGAGUAAGGAAAAGUUGGCAACAAAAGAAGAGCUUAAGCCUUUUAUGAACCACUCAACUCAAAUGGCUGCACUUGACUACAUUGUUUCCGUCGAAAGCGAUGUUUUUAUUCCAUCCUAUAGUGGAAACAUGGCGAGAGCUGUUGAAGGGCAUCGCCGGUAUCUUGGUCACCGGAAAACAAUAACUCCGGACAGGAAAGCCAUUGUGAGGUUGAUAGACAGAAUUGGUAGAGGAGCUGAGAACGAUAACAGGAAAGUCUAUGAAAGAAUCAUAGAUAUCCACAAAACUCGACAUGGAUCACCGAGGAGGAGGAAAGGACCUGCUUCAGGAACAAAGGGUUUGGAGAGACAUCGUUCUGAGGAGUCUUUCUACGAAAAUCCAUUACCGGACUGUCUCUGUCAGAGAGACCCAAGUAGAGGGAGAUGAUGGUUACAUGAGAUAUGGAUUUAACAGAGGCUUGUUGGAUCUGCUACUGCUUCUUGGCAUUCACACGACAAAGUUAAUUAUAGUUAUAAACGUACAGCAUUUUAUAGUGAAAACCACCACUUCUGAUGGAUGAAUCAGAUGAAAUCACACAGUUGUGGUGAACGAAUGAUAUACCAUUUUCUUAUAUUUUGAACUAUCAUUCACCAUCCAUAAAAUGUCUAUAGUUUAUCCAUGGAAAAUAACAUUAUCUUCAA
This is a messenger RNA of Brassica rapa (field mustard), 2850 nucleotides long. Its product is annotated as O-fucosyltransferase 7. Gene Ontology annotation, cellular component: cytoplasm. Lineage: Eukaryota; Viridiplantae; Streptophyta; Magnoliopsida; Brassicales; Brassicaceae. The record is from RefSeq and is a predicted model, not a curated record.